Merops nubicus (carmine bee-eater) is the source of this 289-nucleotide messenger RNA. RefSeq names its product UPF0554 protein C2orf43 homolog. The record is from RefSeq and is a predicted model, not a curated record. Gene Ontology annotation, molecular function: lipase activity. Gene Ontology annotation, biological process: lipid storage. Lineage: Eukaryota; Metazoa; Chordata; Aves; Coraciiformes; Meropidae. The annotation marks the transcript as partial. The transcript has 2 exons. Gene Ontology annotation, cellular component: lipid droplet.
AUGAGGUCAGCACCAGAAGAGCCAGUCCCAUUACAUGAAGAAUUUAUCUACUGUUGUGGAGCUGCUACCCAUGUCUUAAAGUGUGGGCCCUGGAAAGACCUCUCAAAAGAUGAAAGUAAAAAUCUACCCAGGCUCUUAUUCAUGAUUAUUCCUGGUAACCCUGGACUGGCAGGUUACUACAGGACCUUUAUACAGGCCUUAUAUUGUGGACUGAAUCAGCAGUAUCCCGUUUGGGUUGUGAGCCAUGCUGGACAUUGUAAACCUCCUAGUGGUAUGGAAAUGAUAGAAG